Xyrichtys novacula (pearly razorfish) is the source of this 5214-nucleotide messenger RNA. The record is from the annotation of a GenBank genome assembly. Lineage: Eukaryota; Metazoa; Chordata; Actinopteri; Labriformes; Labridae.
AGACAGGAAGUCAGACAGAUCCACAUCACAUCCGUAAACCACAACAGCAACAAAAGAAGUGAGGCAGUCCCGUCAAAGUUUAACCGUAAGUAUACUUUAACCACAAAUUUAAUGAAUUAAACAUGCUUUUACUAGUUUUAACAUUGACCCAACAGUGUAUAAUAAAUAAAUAUGAUGUAGGUCUGUGGGUGUAACCUUAGAGACAUGAACGUUAGCAGAGAAGCUAGCUGGGAUAAGCUUUUUAUAACUAUUAAAGUUACAUAACAACAUUAUCAUAACUAUUUUACUUGACUGAAGUCGGUUUCUCUGUUUUUUCUGUGUUAUUCUGUGAAUAUGCGUGAAAAAUGAAAAUAAGAGCAGUAAGAGUUUCUUGAAGAUCCUGUCUGGUUGGUGAUGUGGCAGCUUCCCCCGGACCUGUUAUUGACUAACAUUUUCCACCCCUGAGAUCCCAUUGUACCACUGUAUACCACUGUAUACCACUGUACGAAUAUGAACACACAGUAUGACUGUGCCACACAGUUACUGAACACUCAGCCUAUUAACCAUCCUCUACAGACAGAACUGACGUUAACUAAGCUGCUUACACUUGCUUGGUGCUUUGUUUACAAUAUCUUUGUUCUUCACAAGACAUAAAACAUUUACAGUUUUUAAGUCAUGACAGAUAAGGGGAGACCGGGGCCAACUGCAACAGUUUUCACGGUUUCCUUCGGAUCUCUUGUCAUCUAUUAUAUAACAAUUACAUGCAGACCAACAGAGCACAUACAGGUAAUAUCUAGCAAUUUGAAAAAAAGAGUAAGAAGCAAAAUUCUACUUUUUUUUUUGUAAAAAUAUCUGAUCAGCAACUUUUUAUUAAAAAAAUUCACAUCAUCUAGGGGCAAAGAAACUGUGAAUUGUAAUCUCUUGGAAUUACAGAAUGUUUAGAAUUGUAAAACUGUACAGUUCUGCCCUUAUCAUAAGAGGUAACAAAUAAUGAUUAUGUUUCAUUGAUCCAAAGUGAUGUAUUAGUAGUGUUGGUAUUAUUUCUAUGUGAUGACAGUAUAGAUUUGAUAAAUCAGCAUACAAACUUUGCCAAGCUGUCAAACUGUCAGUGUUGGUUAGAUGAAUGCCAACAAUACGAUUCACUGUGGCAACAGGUAAACAAGAACAACACACUAUUUUAAUACAGAGGGGCUGGAAAACCUGACACAUACUAAUGUGAGUCACGAUAUUUGACUCUAAAAUUGCAGCAGGUGUAACAAGGUGUCAUAUGAUCCAGAAGGCUAUGACUGCUUUACUCUAUCUUGAACAUUGGACACACUGAGUUCAGUUCUUAAGAUCGUCUCAGCUACUCCGCAAAUACACCUCGAUGUUCACAGAGGCUCAGUGUUGGCCGAUAGAUUUUAUUUGCUGUUGAUUAUUGCAUGUCUAGUAAAAUAUGAAUCACACUCAGGACUAAUUCUGAAGUAAACUCUGCAAAAGUCUUAUUUAAAGGUCUUUAUAGGAGUAUAUGUCCAAAUGGGAUUUCAAACUUAAUCCAAGUCCUGCACAUGAGUGAAGGUCUUCCAUAACAAGCCCUAAGUCUGUGUCAGUCUCUCCUUCCUUCUCCUGUUGAGCCAGGAGGAGAGACUGACACAGACUCAGGGCUUGUUAUGGAAAACCUGCCGGUUAGCUUCACAGCAUGUCUUACUUACUUCCCUUCCGUAUCCACGUUUGGGCGUCACAUUGGGUGCGACCAAUUCCUUUACAGGCUUGAAAACAGGUUUUUGAUAAUGGUGUGCCUUAAUGUUUUGAGUUUGAAAGAACAACAGAUCAAAAAUAAAAAUAGAAACGAUUUUUGUGAGUCUGCUAAAUUGUUAUUUAUGUGAACUGCUUUUUAAUUGUGUUACAAAAAGUAAACCUCUUUCCCAAAAGUAAGGUGAGUUUGUCAUGAAGUUUACAGCUGAACCUGAUCCCUCCACCUUAAUGAAGGAUGUGGGUGUGACUUCAAACAGGAUAUGCUCAAUAUCUGAGGGAAAGAAGUGAGAGAAAGAGCUUAGACCACAGCCCUUUAUGCGUGUUUCCCCCCUCUAUUCCCCCACAGCCCCUGUCUUCAUCCAGCUGUCCUACCUUAAGGAAAAACGCAAAUAAAUAGAUAUACAAGACAAAGUGUUUGCCUUAAAGUAAUGUAUUUUGCCAACUGAGAAUUUUUCUGAUUAGCUGAUUCCGGUUAUCUGGUGACUUUGGUAAUGCUUGAUUAAAAUAUUUGCAACAUACCUCCCUAAUUUAAAAUAGAGUAGCUGGACACAUAAAAAUUUCUAAACAGCUAGAACAGUAUUAAUUUGUCCAAUUUUUUCUUACUCUAGCUUUGUAGCAGACAGUCUGUCGAUGCCAUCUGGAGCUCCAGAGGAGGAGAACUGUGUUGUAGACAUGGACAGCAAGGCUGGAGAUCUGUUCAACGCUGAAGAUGCUCAUCCAACUGGAACAGGUGGAGCUGGAGUGUUGGCAAAGUAUGUUAAUACAUUUUAUUUUUGUAGUAUGAUAUUUUUCACUUAAUAGUAACAGUAAUUCUGUUUACAAGAGGGCUUGUGCUCUCCCUUUUUAGCUACGAUAUCCUUUUUCCUACACUGAUAAAACGAGCACUGUUAAUGUUUUUAUGACUCACUCUGUAAUGCGCACAGCUCAUAUUAUAAAGUCCAUUAAUCAAUAUGAUCUGUAGAGUAGGGUUUACACACUAACAGAAGAUUCUGUCUGCGCAGUUUCUUUGCAUUGUUCAUUUCUGAAUUUCUUCAAUCUUGUAAGUGUAAUCCAUAUUAACUUACUUUCUUUAUAAUUUUUUUUCAAGGCUGGGGCUCCCCAAAGGCUUCUCCGCCAGUAUGGCUAAAGAGUGGAUCGACAAGCGCAGAGUGUCCAUCAGACCCUGGGCCUCCUUUGUAGAUCAGCGCAAGUUCUCCAAGCCCCGCAACUUUGGAGAGUUGUGUCAGAGGGUGGUGAAAAAUGUGGAAACUUACAACAGCAACUACACAUUCAUCUUCAUGGGUCUCAUCCUGUACUGCAUGUAAGGCCUAAGAGGAGAAAUUCAUCUUGUGCUGUGUCUAAGGAAAUGCUAACUCUCCUGCUGUUUGGGUCUCACUUACAUAAUCUUCACCAAAUUUACACAAAAGAUCUUGUGUGUUUGUUCAUUUAAAAAACAAACAGAAUCUUAAAUUGCUGUAAUGAUUGACUCCACAUGUACCGCUGUCUCUUCUCUUUGCUUUAGUAUCAGCUCUCCUAUGUUACUGAUCGCAUUAGCCGUGUUUGUUGGUGCCUUUUACAUCAUUCACCUCAAGUCCCAGGAGUCUAAACUGGUCAUUCUUGGUGAGUAUGUCAGGUUUGCCCUGCAAUUAAUGAAACACCUGAAAAAUAAAACUUUUAAUUCACUGUAUACAGUAAAUCUGCAUGACUACCAGACACACUGGAACUGUACCUCGAGCAAUAAAAACUUGGAUUGUUGUGUGUUAAGACAAGUCCAGCCUUCCCAAAUUUGUUUUGAAACUAGAGACAUUUGUUCAGAAAUUUAGCGCUCCAUUUUGUGAAAUUCUAACCGAUUUUUUGCUUUUUUAGCAACUUGUCACCUGCCAUUUAUUUUUCUUUAUGAAUUAAAACAGUUUUUUUUGCUUGUUUAACACUUAACAUUUGAGAUUUAUUACUUUCAUAUUUUUAAAAUUUAAAGAGUCACUUAUUUAGCUACCCUUUUAACAACCUCUUGUGUUUCUCCUUUAGCAUUCACAGGUGGAACUGACAAAUUUUAAAAUAAGAAAAUAUGUGAUUGACACAGUAUAUAAAAAUCCCUAAAAGCUUCAUCUGAGCUGGAAAAAGAACAUAAAUGUUCCUAAUCUGCUGUAUCAUUAUCAUGUGGAAACAUUAAAUCUGUAAUUAUUUGUCAACCAGGCAAAGAGCUGAAUGUCCCUCACCAGAUGAGCCUGGCUGGAGCUGUUUCUCUACCUGUCUUCUGGUUGGCUGGAGCUGGAGCUGCAGUCUUCUGGGUUCUGGGUAAGUUGUCUUUUCAGUCCAUUAUUAUUCGGUGCAUAUUAGAGUAUUUUGUUCCAGUGCUUGUCUGAACACACCAACCACCAUUUAGGUAUGCAAGCCCAUUCUGCUGUUCUAGAGGUUGGAGAUGAUGAGAAAUGAUACGGAUGUAAUUCUAAAGAGACAGUCAGUUUGCACACUCUUUCUGUCCUCGUAGUUUUUCUCCUUACAUUCCCUCUUUUCCUUUGUCUCGUCUCCUCUCAGGAGCAACGCUGUUUGUGAUUGGCACUCACGCUGCGUUCCGUGAGCUGGAGGGAUCUGACAUGGAAGAGCUUCUCAUGGAGCCGGUGUGAGGAAGAGGCUGAACUCUCUGCAGGUCCUGCUCAGCGAUCAGUCACCACUUUGACCCUGUAAUAAUGUCAGCCGGGAGGGGUUGAAGAAAAAACUGCUCCUAGAUCCGUUUCUUCUCUAUCUGUGUAUCCUGUAUUUCUUGUAACUUAACUAUACCAGUGAAUCGAGUAUGUACCUUGUCUUGCCUCUGAAGUAGUUUCUGUUACACACUAUAUAACCUUUUCAAAUUCACUCAAACACUUAUGUGUAUGUAAAUGCUCUAAUUUAUUGUUAAUGGGUAUUUAAGCACAUGGUCAUGCAGAAAAAAGCCUUUCUGUACAUUUUUUCUACCUUUGAUGCCUCUGGUUUGUGUCAAAUAGCUCUCACUCUCUCGAACUGGAACAUAUCCUGUUUAGCUCAUUAAGUGUACAGGACUGUCUGUGCUGUACAAAGUGCUGUUAGUUCUGCAGCUUCUUUGUCUGAAUCACUCAGUUGUUUAUUUCCUCUAUAAUCGCUUCAGUAAAUAUAACGCAUGUUAUUCUUAACUCUGGAAGUAAAUGUCUUUUCCAAAGAAAAAGUGCCAUUUAAAGCUUUAUGGAUAAUUUAUCUCUUCAAAUGAUUACGCACACAUUGAAUCAAAUAUUUUAUUCACACGAAUAAAAAAAAUGUUAUUCCAGAAAGGGUCAUUAACACAGAUAACCCUUGACAGAAAGGACAUCUUUAAAGGUCAGUUUACUUUAAUGGGAUUUUGUAUAGGGGAUUAUGCUGUACUGUGCUAGCUUUCUUUUUUGUAUAUUUAUCAGCUCUACUCAGUGAAGCUUUGUAAAUUCCUUUUUCUUUUGUUUACAUCUGGAUGUAAGUUGGAUGAUUUUGUAUUUAAAAUUUCAUUUGGAAGUGCAAUAAACCUCUGAUGUAAAGCUC